CAAAAUAUUUUAAAUUUCAAAUUAAUUUUCAAAAUCAAGUCUUUAACUUAAUAUUUUGGACUGUUUAGAAAAGGUCAUAACUCCGGCUCUUCUAGAAACUUUUCAACCGCCCUUAUUCCUCCGUCAACAACCACUGAGCUCCGCCGCACCGUCGUCUCCGCCGUCCAAUUCACCGGCGAUCUGUACAGGUUCCACCGUUUCGAUUAUCGCAUUUAGGUUAAUUUACACUUAUGAACGUCCAUAUCUGUUUACACUCUCUCGAAUCGUCAGUUUUUGUGCCCUAGCUGAUACUUUAGCGUAAUUAUAACUGUGUGUGUUGAAUGUCGGAUUCUCCGGUGAAUUCCGUGACGGAUUGUGAUGUUUCCGAGUCGGAAUCACGACCGGUGUUAGGUCCUGCAGGUAAUAAGACGAGAUCAGUUGCGGAAUUGCGUAAACCGGUUGUAAAACCUAAAACCGGUUGUAAACCGGUAGGAAAACUGGAGGAAGUUGUUAAGAAAUCUCCGUCGCCAGUAACUGUGGCGGUUAAUUUGAGACGUAAGGAUUCUAAAUCAAUAACGCCUGUUCCGAUUUUGAGACAUAAGGAUUGUAAGGUGUUGAGGUCAAAUUUGCCGAUGAAUGCAUCGUGCUCGUCGGAUGCUUCGUCUGAUUCGUCGCACAGUCGAGUGUCGGUUGGGAGGAUUAGUAGAAGGAGUGUGACGCCGGUUCGGGGGAAGCAGUCUGGUGGUUUGAAAACUGGAGAGAAUGAUUUGAAAAUAGGUGCAAAAAUAGGAAAAUGUGAAAGUGGUUCAAGAGGUGGAAAAGUUGAAAGUGUUGGUGUGGAGAGUGAUGGUUGUUUGGAGGCUUCGGCUGAUGGUUCGCCUGGACGGAAGAGAUGUGCUUGGAUAACGGCUAAUACUGAUCCUUCUUAUGCUGCUUUCCAUGAUGAAGAAUGGGGAGUGCCGGUACAUGAGGACAAGAAAUUGUUUGAAUUGCUCAGUUUAUCAACCGCUUUAGCUGAACACACAUGGCCCACUAUUCUCAACAAAAAACAUUUAUUUAGGGAAGUAUUUCAUGGGUUUGACCCUGUUACUGUCGCAAAGUUGAAUGAUAAGAAAAUAUCUGCACCUGGAUACCCUGCGACUUCUCUUCUUUCAGAAGUGAAAUUACGGGGAAUCAUCGAAAAUGCUCGUCAAGUUUGUAAGAUAGCCGAUGAGUUUGGGUCUUUUGACAAGUACAUAUGGGGGUUCAUAAACCAUAAGCCAAUAGUGAACAAAUUCCGCUACCCCCGCCAAGUACCAAUCAAAACAUCAAAAGCAGAUUCAAUAAGCAAAGACUUGGUCAAACGCGGUUUCCGAGGCGUGGGGCCCACAGUCGUUUACUCGUUUCUACAAGUUGCCGGGCUGACUAAUGACCAUCUCGUAAGUUGCUUUAGGUUCAAUGAAUGUGUAGAUGCGGGACCCACAAAGGAUGUAUCAGACGACUCUGGUCAAAAUGGUAGAUUCGAGAAUGGAAACGGGUUGGGGCUAACGAGUGUUAUUGAUGAAUUGCGUUUAUCGGGUGAGUGAUUGGCUAGGCGGGGGCCUCUUUUGUAAUGUAAUAUGGAAAGACUUGAGUUUAUGUAUACAAAUUGUUUGUAUUAAUGGUGUUUGUAGGUUGUGAGAAUGCUUAUUCUUUA
This is a messenger RNA of Helianthus annuus (common sunflower), 1654 nucleotides long. RefSeq names its product probable GMP synthase [glutamine-hydrolyzing]. Bases 321 to 1544 code for a protein of 407 amino acids. The record is from RefSeq and is a predicted model, not a curated record. The transcript has 5 exons. Gene Ontology annotation, biological process: base-excision repair. NCBI's taxonomy places the organism in Eukaryota, Viridiplantae, Streptophyta, Magnoliopsida, Asterales, Asteraceae. Gene Ontology annotation, molecular function: DNA-3-methyladenine glycosylase activity.